Molecule: messenger RNA, 11764 nt
Organism: Stegastes partitus (bicolor damselfish)
Lineage: Eukaryota; Metazoa; Chordata; Actinopteri; Pomacentridae
Gene: dnah12
Product: dynein, axonemal, heavy chain 12
Exons: 69
Biological process (GO): microtubule-based movement
Cellular component (GO): dynein complex
Molecular function (GO): dynein intermediate chain binding; ATP binding; dynein light intermediate chain binding
Source: RefSeq, a predicted model, not a curated record
AUGAACUACAUGUUCCUAAAACAGUGUGUAGAGAGUCGCCCAUUUGCUCCAAUCCAGCAGGACUGGUUGGAUUCGAUUGUUGCCCGAGUUCCACCUAAACUCAUAAAGAGCCCUGAGACAAAUCAGCUACUACAGGAGCUGUGCAUGGAAGUCAGUGAGGAGUUCUGCAGUGUGAUGGUCAAACACGGAGCAGGCACAGUAUUAAAGAAUCGACAGACAGCAGGACUGAACUCAGAAAAACAGAGUGCAACCCAACCAGAAAUUCUUGAUUUCUCCACACCAUGGCGAGAAAGCUUCAUCAGAAGUCGCAGGAUCAUAAAGACACAUUUACACAUUCUUCAUCCUGUAAUGCAAACUAUGUUGGAUAUUGGCUACACAACAUUUUCUCCAGUGGUCCUAGUUGAUUUGUCAGAAUUCAGAGCGUCAGGACCUGUGGACUGUAAGAGCCUUCAGAACAAAAUGGCUGUGGAGUGUAAGAGGGCAGAAGAUCGCAUUAUGAAUACCUGGUUUCCCAAAGUCAUCCACUUGUUAACAAAUAGGGAAACACUGAACGGAGUUAAAGAGCAGAAACUUGAUUCCUUCUACAACUGUGCGUCCACAUUAAUAUCUAAUCAGUUGAAAUCCCUGCUUCAGACAAGUGUGGAAGUGUUCGCCAGCGUCUUUGAUCCAAGCAAUCAUCACUGCUUGCCAAUCUUUCGUAUGGCUUUGACAUUUGAUGAUGAAAAGAUGGAAAUUUACCCAACCUUACAAGAUCUGGAAUCUGCUGUUUUUGAGAUUCUUAAUGCCAUAACGAAUACACUACAGAAGGUACAGACUGUCCAGUCUUGGUUGGCACAAACCACAUCUUCAUUUGUGGAUGCCAAGGUGGCUGAUCACAUCCUCUCUCAGUCACACAUUACUGUGAGAGAUGCUGUGCGCAAAAAUCUAGAGGAACCGGACAAACAUUUUCAGAGCUAUGUUGAGAGCUAUGACUGGCUAGUCAAUGGAACUGCACAGGGUCAGGUAGAGAAGUUUAUGGAGGAGGAACACUCUUUUGAUGAGUACACUAAGCAAGUGGAGGAGUUUCGUGAUCUGUCAAAGGAGAUUAUCAGUCUCCCGUCAAAAGCCCGCUUCACAAUGGUCCAUCUGGACUGUGAAGAGCUGAAACAAGGGCUAGCCAACAAAGCCAAUACCUAUGCUGAAAUGCUUCUGAAUAAACUAGUCAUCAGCCACCGUGAGCAAAAUCUACAGAUCUGCAAUGACUUUGAAACCAUCAGAGAGAAAGCUCUGAAAGUCCCAGAGAAUACAGAAGAAAUGGCUGAGAUGGAUGAAUACAUCAACUUUACUAAGACAAAGGGGACUACAGAACUUCAAGAAAAAAUAAUGGAAGCCCACUGCAGACUUAGCUAUCUCCUGACUGCCCAUAUCAUUGGGCCUGAAGAUCUGGAGCUUAAUUCAACAGUUUUUCUCUGGCCAAAAAACAUCCUUCAUGUAUUUGAAGCCAAUGAUGAGGUGAUGCAGAAGGCCAAGAAGAAAGGGGAGCAAGAGCUGAUUGCUAAGAGAGAACAACUAAUAGUGCAGCUGGAAAAGUUGGGGCGCAGGAUAGAAGAGUUCCCACACUGCUCUGAGCUGGAUAUGAUGCAGCAGUAUGUUGCAGAUGUCAGAUCAGUUCAGAAACUUCUCCAGGAGGCGGAAGAAUAUAUUGUCCUUAUUAACAAAGAGGAAGCCUUUUACAAAUUGGACCUAACAAGUUACCCAGAAGUUAACGUCAUCAAGGAGGGUAUUGAACCAUACCAGAAGCUGUUUGGAUUUGUCCUGAAGUGGCAGCACACAGAGAACAGAUGGAUGAUUGGUCCAUUCCAGGACCUAGAUGGCGAGAGCAUGGAGGUAAAAGUAGAUGAAUUUUUUCGGGAGAUUUUCAAGAUGGUUAAGUUUUUCCAACAGAAACAGAAUAAGGCCGCGCAAGAGAUGGAGAAGAUUUCUGGGAGGACUAAGAGACGACCGAGUGAGGAUGAUCCGAGGAAGCAGGAGAGCCCCACAAUAACUCUGUGUUCCACCAUAAUGGAGCAGAUCAAUGAGUUCAAGGAGCAUAUCCCUCUAGUGUCGAUCCUGUGUAACCCAGGCAUUAGAGCUCGCCACUGGGACCAGAUGUCAGCGAUAGUUGGGUAUAACCUCAAUCCUGAAUCUGGUACAACACUACAGAAAGUUCUCAAACAAAAUCUGGCUCCUUACCUGGAAGAGUUUGAGUCCAUCAGUGCUGCUGCUAGCAAAGAGUUUUCCCUGGAAAAAGCGAUGCAAACCAUGGUGCAUGUUUGGGAUGAUGCGUCCUUCCACCAUCAACUUUACAGGGAGACUGGUGUGUCCAUCUUGACUGCCUUGGACGAUAUUCAGACGAUGCUAAAUGACCAGAUUGUGAAGACUCAGACUAUAAGAGGCUCGCCAUUCAUUAAACCCUUUGAAAAAGAAAUCAAGUCAUGGGAGGAGCGUCUGCUUCGUAUCCAGGAUACCAUAGAUGAGUGGCUGAAGGUACAGGCCCAGUGGCUUUACCUGGAGCCCAUCUUCUCGUCUCAGGACAUUAUGCAGCAGAUUCCAGAAGAGGGACGACUUUUCCAAACUGUUGACAGAAACUGGAGAGAGGUCAUGAAACACUGUGUUAAAGAUCCUAAGGUUCUGCCAGCAACCUCACUACCUGGUUUGCUAGAGAAACUGCAAGAUUCCAAUACCCUCCUUGAUAACAUUAUGAAGGGUUUGAAUGCCUAUCUGGAGAAGAAACGUCUCUUUUUUCCUCGGUUCUUCUUCUUGUCCAAUGAUGAAAUGUUGGAGAUUCUGUCCGAGACCAAGGACCCACUGCGAGUGCAGCCUCAUCUAAAGAAAUGCUUUGAGGGUAUUUCUAAAUUGGACUUUCUACCCAAUCUGGAUAUACAGGCCAUGUAUAGCAGUGAAGGAGAGCGUGUUCCGCUAAUCCAGCACAUCUCUACUUCUGAAGCCAAAGGAGCUGUGGAGAAGUGGCUGGUUCAGGUGGAGGAUGUGAUGCUUCGCAGUGUCAGAGAUGUAGUCGCCCGGUCCAGGGUGGCCUACGCUCAGACUGCACGGAACCAGUGGGUCAAGGAGUGGCCUGGGCAGGUUGUGCUCUGCACCUCACAGAUUUUCUGGACUUUGGAGGUUCAUGAGGCCAUCAGAACAGGGGCGGAUGGUUUAAAGAACUACUAUCAGCAACUCCAGAGUCAGCUGAACGACAUUGUGGAGCUGGUGAGAGGAAAACUGCCGAAGCAAACGCGGACUACUUUGGGAGCACUUGUCACAAUCGAUGUCCAUGCCAGGGAUGUAGUCAUGGAGCUUAUCGAGAAAGGUGUGUCACAUGAAACUGACUUCCAGUGGCUAGCCCAGCUACGUUACUACUGGAGCAAUGACAAUGUUCGUGUUCGCAUAAUCAACUGUGAUGUUAAGUACGCUUAUGAGUACCUGGGGAACUCUCCACGUCUGGUCAUCACUCCUCUGACUGACAGAUGCUAUCGAACCCUGAUCGGAGCUUUCUACUUGAAUUUGGGCGGUGCACCUGAGGGUCCGGCUGGAACAGGGAAAACUGAAACCACCAAGGAUCUAGCGAAAGCUCUUGCUGUACAGUGUGUGGUCUUUAACUGUUCAGAUGGACUGGACUAUCUUGCUAUGGGAAAAUUUUUUAAAGGUCUAGCUUCGUCUGGUGCGUGGGCAUGCUUUGAUGAAUUCAACCGUAUUGAGCUGGAGGUGCUAUCUGUAGUGGCUCAGCAAGUUCUCUGCAUCCAGAGAGCCAUCGAGCAGAAGCUGGAGUACUUUGACUUUGAAGGAACCAUGCUCAAACUCAAUCCCAACUGCUUUGUGUCCAUAACAAUGAACCCUGGCUAUGCAGGACGCUCAGAACUCCCAGACAACCUCAAGGUGUUGUUCCGAACAGUGGCCAUGAUGGUCCCCAACUACGCACUGAUAGCAGAGAUCUCUUUGUAUUCAUACGGCUUUCUCAAUGCCAAACCGCUCUCAGUGAAGAUAGUGAUGACCUACAGGCUUUGUUCAGAGCAGCUCUCUUCUCAGUUCCAUUAUGAUUAUGGCAUGAGGGCUGUCAAAGCAGUGCUUGUGGCUGCAGGAAACCUCAAACUCAAGUAUCCAGAUGAGAAUGAGGACAUUCUGCUCCUGAGAUCUAUAAAAGAUGUUAAUGAGCCCAAGUUUCUCUCCCAUGAUAUUCCACUGUUCAAUGGAAUCACCAGCGAUUUGUUCCCAGGCAUCUCUCUUCCACAGGCUGACUAUCAGCUGUUUCAAGAGGCUGCUGAAGAGUGCUGUAAAAACCACAAUGUACAGCCGACAGAGGUCUUCUUACAAAAGAUGAUCCAGACAUAUGAGAUGAUGAUAGUCAGGCAUGGGUUCAUGCUGGUGGGAGAGCCUUUUGCUGGGAAAACAAAAGUGCUGCACGUUCUAGCCGAUGCUCUGAACUAUAUGAACAAAAGAGGGGACGGUCUGGAGGAGAAGGUCAUCUUUAGGACAUUGAACCCAAAGUCAAUAACAAUGGGACAACUUUUUGGACAGUUUGACCUAGUUUCCCAUGAGUGGACUGAUGGGAUUGUUGCCAACACAUUUCGUGAGUUUGCAUCAGCUGACACACCGGACCGUAAAUGGGUGGUAUUUGAUGGUCCAAUAGAUACACUAUGGAUUGAAAGUAUGAACACUGUGCUAGAUGACAACAAAAAGUUGUGCCUGAUGAGUGGUGAGAUCAUUCAGAUGUCCAGUCAGAUGAGUCUGAUUUUUGAAGCAAUGGACCUAUCACAAGCCUCUCCUGCCACAGUGAGUCGAUGUGGUAUGAUCUACAUGGAACCGUCUCAGCUGGGCUGGAAUCCCUUGGUGAUCUCCUGGAUGAACACUCUUCCUGAUGCUCUGCAGACCCCUGACAGUCGCUCCCUGCUGCUGGAGCUCUUCCACUGGCUCGUGCCACCUGCCCUUAAGACGCUGCGUAAACACUGCAGAGUGAGUGGCUCCAUCCCCAGAUCUAGACUCAAACAUCUGAAGACGAUGAAGGCGUUUUGUCAUGCUAGACUAUUCAUUGCACCUCCAUGCAAGUGUUUUUGUAUUUGCACAUUCUAUUUCAGUCAAAUUGUAUGACACUUCUCUUUCUUCUUGCAGGCAGCCUUUGCUUUCUCCCUGGUGUGGUCUGUGGGUGGCAGCUGUGACGCAGACAGCAGAGAGAAGUUCAGUGAGUUCUUCAGGGUGACUGUUUCAGGAAAAACAACAGAAUAUCUGAUCCCUGAAACAGUGGGAAAAUGGGAGUGUCCAAUGGAUGAUAAAGGCUUGGUGUAUGACUAUUUUUACGAGUUCAAAGGAAAAGGCAAAUGGAUUCACUGGAAUGAUGCCAUUAAAAAUGUCAACCUGGGGGACAAAAACACCAAAGUGCAAGAGAUCAUUGUACCUACCAUUGACACAGUUCGCUAUACCUACUUGAUGGACCUCUGCAUCAGCUAUGGAGUCCCUUCCCUGUUUGUUGGUCCUACUGGCACUGGGAAGUCACUCUACGUGAAGGAGAAACUGAUGAACAAUCUGGACAAAGAUUGCUACCUACCCUUCUUUAUCAACUUUUCAGCCCGCACUAGUGCAAACCAAACCCAAAAUAUCAUCAUGUCCAGGUUAGACAAGAGAAAGAAGGGGGUGUUUGGACCGCCCAUAGGAAAAAAGUGUGUCAUCUUUGUAGAUGACAUGAACAUGCCUGCACUGGAGCAGUUUGGAGCACAGCCCCCUGUGGAGCUUCUUCGACAGUACAUGGACCAUGGAAACUGGUAUGACCUGAAGGACACCUCCAGGAUCACCCUGGUUGAUCUGCAGCUCAUUUCAGCUAUGGGGCCCCCUGGUGGCGGAAGGAAUGCUGUGACAUCUCGCUUCUUGCGACAUUUUAACAUUUUUAGCAUUAAUGCCUUCAGUGAUGACACUAUGGUUUGCAUUUUCUCCAACAUUAUGGCCUUCUAUCUCAAAAACAAAGAAUUCCCACCUGCAUUUUUCACUGUUGGCAACCAAAUAGUGACAGCUACAAUGGAAGUGUAUAAGAAAGCAAUGGAGAACCUGCUUCCAACUCCGGCCAAGUCUCACUACACCUUCAACCUACGGGACUUCUCACGUGUUAUCCAAGGGUGCCUGCUGCUGAAGAAGGAGUCUCUGGAAAAUAAACGCACUAUGAUACGGCUGUUUGUCCACGAGGUCUUCCGUGUCUACUAUGACCGUCUGGUGGAUGACAAAGAUCGAGCAUGGCUCUACAAGCUGAUGAACAGCAUCCUCAAAGAUCACUUCAGAGAGUCCUUUGACCAGGUCUUUGAUCACCUGAAACAAGGCAGUAAGCUUGUUGAAGAAGACAUGCGAAAUCUUCUGUUUGGUGACUACAUGAACCCUGAGCUCGAGGAUGAUGAGCGCUUGUACACUGAGGUACCCUCAAUGGAUACCUUUGCUGAGGUGGUGGAGUCAUGUCUUGAUGAAUACAACCAGAUGCACAAAAAUCGAAUGAACCUCGUCAUCUUCCGCUAUGUCUUGGAGCACUUGUCCCGUAUCAGCCGAGUGUUAAAGCAGCCGGGAGGCAAUGCCUUGCUAGUGGGAGUGGGAGGCAGUGGACGCCAGUCCAUCACCCGCCUGGCCACAUCUAUGGCCCACAUGACCAUGUUCCAGCCUGAGAUCUCUAAGAGCUACGGCAUGACUGAGUGGAGAGAUGACCUCAAGAUGCUCCUGAAAAAUGCUGGGGUGAAAGGACAGAAGACAGUGUUUCUGGUAACAGAUGCUCAGAUCAAAGAUGAGGCUUUUCUAGAAGAUGUGGACAGUGUCUUGAACACAGGAGAGGUGCCCAAUCUGUUUGCCAUUGAUGAGAAACAAGAGAUUAUGGAGUCAUUACGUCCCAUUGCCCAGGCUGGUAAUAAGAAUUUGGAGUUGAGCCCUUUGACCCUGUUUGCCUUCUUCGUGGCACGCUGCAGAGAGAACCUGCACAUUGUUGUGGCCUUCAGUCCUAUUGGAGACGCCUUUCGAAAUCGCCUGCGUCAAUUUCCAUCUCUUAUUAACUGCUGUACCAUUGACUGGUACCAGCCAUGGCCAGAGGAAGCUCUUGAGAGAGUAGCCAACUCCUUCCUGGAGUCACUGGAGAUGAGUGAAAAUGAGAGGCAGGAGGUCGUACCCAUCUGCAAAACAUUCCAUACGUCUGUCAAACAGCUCUCACAGAGAUUCCUCUCUGAGCUAGGUCGACAUAAUUAUGUGACACCCACAUCCUACCUGGAGCUGAUUGCAGCUUUCCGUCUACUGCUCACUCAGAAAAGAGAAACUGUCAUGAAGGCGAAACAGAGGUAUACCAAUGGUCUGGAUAAACUAGCCUUCGCUGAAUCUCAGGUGGGUGAGAUGAAGAGGGAACUGGUAGACCUACAACCCAAACUGGAACAGGCAAAGAUAGACAACACCAAAAUGAUGAAGGUAAUUGAAGUAGAGUCUGUGGAGGUGGAAGCCAAGAGUAAAAUUGUGCGCGUUGAUGAGGAGGCGGCGACUGUAAAAGCAAAUGACGCUCAGGCCCUGAAGAACGAGUGUGAGAGUGACUUGGCUGAAGCCAUUCCCGCCCUGGAGGCUGCUCUCUCUGCUUUGGACACUUUAAAGCCCUCUGAUGUCACGAUUGUGAAGUCAAUGAAAAAUCCACCAUCAGGGGUGAAGCUGGUGAUGGCAGCUGUGUGCGUGAUGAAGGAUAUAAAGCCAGAUAAGAUAGCUGACCCAGCCGGGACAGGAAAAAAGGUUUUUGACUACUGGGGUCCAAGCAAGAAGCUACUGGGUGAUAUGAACUUUUUACGAGAUCUUAAAGAAUAUGACAAAGACAAUAUUCCUGUCCCUGUGAUGCAAAAAAUCCGUAGUCAGUACAUGACUAAUCCUGACUUUGACCCAAGUGUUGUGGCAAAAGCCUCCUCUGCAGCAGAGGGCCUGUGCAAAUGGAUCAAAGCAAUGGAGGUUUAUGACAGGGUAGCAAAGGUCGUAGCCCCUAAGAAGGCCAAACUUGCAGAGGCACAGGAGUCCCUAGCUGCUACCAUGGCCCUGUUAGACCUGAAAAGAGCUGAACUAAAGGAGGUUGAAGACCGCUUGGCUGCCCUCCAGAAAACUUUUGAGGAGAAAACAGAGGAGAAGGCCCAGUUGGAAAUCCAGGUGGAUUUGUGUGCCAGGAAGCUGGAGAGGGCAGAAAAACUCAUUGGCGGUCUUGGUGGAGAAAAGACCAGAUGGUCUAAAGCAGCAGAUGACCUUCAGAACACAUAUGACAACUUGACUGGAGAUGUUCUUAUCUCUGCUGGUGUCAUCGCAUAUUUGGGGGCUUUCACUGCUGGCUUCAGACAAGACUGCACCAAGUUAUGGACCAAACUCUGCCAAUCUAAGAACAUUCCAUCAUCAGAUGACUUCUCUCUCAGUAAAACCCUGGGAGAUCCUAUUAAGAUUAGGGCUUGGAACAUCGCAGGCCUUCCCAGUGACUCUUUCUCUAUUGACAAUGGUGUCAUCGUCAGUAAUUCUCGUAGAUGGCCUUUGAUGAUUGAUCCUCAGGGUCAAGCCAACAAGUGGGUGAAGAAUUCAGAGAAAGAUGAUAACCUGAGUGUAAUCAAGUUAACAGAUGCGGACUACAUGAGAACUCUGGAAAACUGUAUUCAGUUUGGAACACCAUUGCUGCUGGAAAAUGUAGGAGAAGAGCUGGAUCCUUCUCUGGAACCAUUGCUGCUCAAACAAACCUUCAAACAAGGUGGCGUGGAUUGCAUCAGGCUUGGGGAGAGUGUGAUUGAGUACUCCAGUGAUUUCCGUUUCUACAUCACCACAAAGCUCAGGAAUCCCCACUACCUGCCAGAACUGGCUACCAAAGUGUCCCUGCUCAAUUUUAUGAUCACCCCAGAAGGCUUGGAGGAUCAGCUGCUGGGGAUUGUGGUUGCUAAGGAGAGGCCAGAACUGGAAGAGGACAGAAAUGCAUUAAUCCUGCAGUCAGCCGACAAUAAGAGGCAACUAAAGGAGAUUGAAGAUAAGAUCCUGGAGACCCUGCAGUCCUCUGAGGGGAAUAUCCUAGAGGAUGAAAGUGCCAUUCAGAUUCUAGACUCAGCAAAGAUCAUGUCUAAUGAGAUUACAAAGAAACAGCAGAUCGCAGAGAAGACAGAGAUCAAGAUAGCAGAGUCCAGAGAGGGUUACAGAGCUAUUGCCAAACACUCAUCCAUCCUAUUCUUCAGUAUUGCUGACCUGACCAACAUAGACCCAAUGUACCAGUACUCUCUCAGCUGGUUUGUUAACCUCUACAUUAACUCUAUACAAAACAGUAACAAAUCCAAAAAUCUGGAGAGGAGGCUUCAAUUCCUAAUUGAUCAUUUCACCUAUAACCUGUACUGCAACGUCUGUCGUUCUCUGUUUGAGAAGGACAAACUUCUCUUCUCCUUCCUUCUUUGCUGCAAUCUACUCCUAGCAAAGGAGGGGAUAGAAUACUCUGAUUUCAUGUUCUUGCUGACUGGGGGAGUGGGCCUGCAGAACACCAUUGCUAACCCUGACCCCAGCUGGCUACAGGACAAGAGCUGGGAUGAAAUCUGCAGAGCCAGUGAACUGCAUGGCUUACAAGGAAUAAAAGAGGCUUUCAUCAAGAGUCCAGGAGACUUCAAGCCAAUUUAUGACAGCAAAGAGCCGUGCAACGUUGCUCUGCCUGCACCGUGGUGUGAAAAACUGAAUGACCUGCAAAAGAUGAUCAUUGUUCGCUGUCUGCGGCCUGAUAAGAUAGCCCCAGCUAUCACUAAAUAUGUGACCGGAAAUUUGGGGAAGAGAUUCGUCCAGCCCCCUCCCUUUGACCUGAGCAAAAGUUAUCUGGACUCCAACUCCACCACCCCACUUGUGUUUGUGCUGUCUCCAGGAGCUGAUCCCAUGGCUAGCUUACUGAAGUUUGCCAGUGACAAGAACAUGGGUGAUAAAAAGUUCCAGUCUAUCUCUCUGGGUCAGGGCCAGGGGCCCAUCGCUGCUAAAAUGAUAUCCACAGCCAUGGAGGAUGGAACAUGGGUGUGUUUGCAGAAUUGUCAUCUCGCUGUUUCCUGGAUGUCAACCCUCGAGAAAAUCUGUGAGGACUUCAGUCUGGUAACAUGCCACCAAGACUUCCGCCUCUGGCUCACUAGCUACCCUUCAUCCAAGUUUCCAGUGACCAUCCUGCAGAAUGGGGUGAAAAUGACAAAUGAGCCCCCGACAGGACUUCGACUGAACCUGUUACAGUCUUACUUGUCAGAUCCUGUUUCUGAUCCAAACUUCUUCAAUAACUGUCCCAAUAAGGAGAUGGUUUGGGAGAAACUCCUCUAUGGAUUGUGCUUCUUCCAUGCUCUUGUUCAGGAGAGGAAAAAGUUUGGUCCACUGGGUUGGAAUAUUCCCUAUGGCUUCAAUGACUCUGACCUCCGUAUAAGCAUCAGACAGCUACAGUUAUUUGUGAAUGAAUAUGAUGAGGUGCCCUUGGAGGCCAUAACUUAUCUGACCGGGGAGUGUAACUAUGGUGGCCGUGUAACAGAUGAUUGGGAUAGGCGGCUGCUAAUGACAAUCUUGGCCGACUUCUACAACAAGAACGUCAUAGUGAGAUGUCAUUACCCUUUCUCACCUAAUGGUGAAUAUUAUGCUCCACCUAAAUCAUCCUAUGAGGACUACAUUCUGUUUAUCAAGGAACUUCCAUUCAGUCAGAAUCCAGAGGUGUUUGGGAUGCAUGAAAACGUCGACAUUUCUAAAGACUUGCAGCAAACAAAACUGCUGUUUGAUUCGUUGCUGCUCACUCAGGGUGGAGGGGCUAAAGGAGGGGCUGCCUCUGGCAGCGACAACACCCUGUACGAUAUCGCCAAUGACAUUCUAACAAAGCUACCAGCUAAUUUUGACACAGAGGCAGCUCUCUUGAAGUUCCCAGUGCUCUACGAAGAAAGUAUGAACACUGUCCUCGUCCAAGAGAUGGAGCGAUACAAUGCGUUGUGUAGUACAAUUCGUGUGAGUCUACAAAACCUGUUGAAGGCUAUUAAGGGCUUGGUGGUGAUGGAUGCAGAGCUUGAGGCGGUUGCGAGCAGUUUGAUGGUGGGGAAGGUUCCAGAAAAAUGGGCCAAGCGCUCUUACCCGAGCCUCAAGCCUUUGGGCAGUUACAUUAACGACUUUCUCUCAAGGCUCAAGUUUUUGCAGGUUUGGUAUGACACCAGUAAGCCCAGUGUGUUCUGGCUGUCUGGGUUCUUCUUCACCCAAGCCUUCCUUACCGGGGCUAUGCAAAACUACGCCAGGAAGUACUGUGUCCCCAUUGACCUGCUGGGCUUUGAUUUUGAGGUUCUUUCCAUUGAUGGGUCAGACACAGCACCUGAGGACGGUGUUUACAUUAAUGGACUGUUUCUGGAUGGAGCUCGAUGGGACAAAGGAAGUGGUGUUCUGGCUGAGCAACACCCCAAAGUCCUCUUUGACUUGAUGCCCAUCAUCUGGAUAAAACCUACUCAAAAGAAAAGCAAUGAUCAGCCUCAGAAACUGUAUAUUUGCCCUCUCUACAAGACCAGUGAGAGGAAGGGCACCCUCUCUACCACAGGCCACUCCACCAAUUUUGUCAUUUCCAUGAUGUUGCCUAUCGACACGCGCCCACAGCACUGGAUUAAGCGUGGUGUGGCCCUGCUCUGCCAGCUUGAUGACUAAGAUCAGAUAACGCAGGCCUGAAGACUCGAUUGCUUUUCUGCGGCACAUCUCGAUGCUACUUUGAUACCUUGUUUUCAACUCUGUGUUCCUCAUAAAUGCAAAAUGAAACAUGAUGUCUAUUUUUGACCAA